GCCUGACUCUUCCCCAUUUUGUGUUGUUUGUUUGUAAACUUGUGCUUUUCCCACUUUAACUGAUGUGUCUCUGACAGUCACAUCAGAUUGAACAUUUGUUCCACUUGCUAGGAUCUAGAACACUAAUUGGGCCUUAGUGAGGAUCUUCAGUUGAUAUCUGGCUUCUCUGCCUGCAGUACCAGCGGAGUGCAGUGUGGUAUUCUAACUUGACAUGCCUCUUUCUAAUGUGCUGCUGUGAAAUACUGAUGACUGCUUCCUCUCCUUCCUCUUCUGUCCACCAGAUUAAGCAACAAUGGCGUUUGUGAAGAGUGGCUGGCUGCUUCGUCAAAGCACUAUUUUGCGGCGCUGGAAGAAGAACUGGUUUGACCUGUGGUCUGAUGGCCGUUUGAUAUUCUAUGACGAUCAGAAUCGCCAUGAUAUAGAAGAUAAAAUCCACAUGAGAAUCCAUUGCAUCAACCUCAGAGUGGGGAAUGAAUGUCGAGAUUUCCAGCCUCCGGAGGGAAAGCAGAGAGACUGUUUACUGCAGAUUGUUUGUCGGGAUGGUAAGACCAUCAACCUCUGUGCAGAAAGUGCAGAUGACUGUUUGGCAUGGAAAAUUGCUCUUCAGGAUGCCAGAAGAAACACAGGCUACGUGGGAUCUGAUGUGAUGUAUGAUGAGACAGCAAUUUCCUCAGCCCCUCCUCCCUAUACAGCUUAUGCUACCCCAUCACCUGAGGUCUAUGGCUAUGGUCAGUACCAUGGUGCAUAUCCCACUGUGGGUCCUCACGUCUUCUAUGCCUCCACUGGACAAGCCUACCAGUAUCCAUACCACGGACCAUAUGGCCAACCCCCUGCAAACCACGUCAUCAUUCGAGAGCGUUACCGUGACAGUGAUGGAGAUCUUGCACUGGGCAUGCUUGCUGGAGCAGCAACUGGAAUGGCUCUGGGAUCAUUAUUCUGGGUCUUCUAGACUACUCAUUCCUUAUCUUUGUAGUUCCAAAACCUUUAUUGUGUGCAAUAAUAUACUGGCAAUGUUGUUUACUGUUGAACUUUCAAAAAUGCAAUAGUUAUUUUCUAGUAGUGACAUCUUAAUAACUGAUUCUUAACUGUCCAAAGGAGAGUUUAAAGGCACCAGUUGGUUGGAAAAGGCAUGUGCUGCUCUUCGAUCUUUUCUGACACAGUAGGUUCUGUAGGGGUGAGGAUCAAUAUGAGCACCAGUGUAACAUGGUCAGAGUCAGCAGUAACCUUGUGAACAUACUGCUAACAUAAACACCAGUGGAAAGAAAGGCGUUGGGUUUUUUGGGGAGGUCUAAAAUCCAGUUAAAAUAGAAGGUUUAUAGAAGACCUGAGUUAGCAUACAUAUACUGCUGGUUACUAAACAUCCCCUGGACAAACAUACAGCUCAGCAGAAACCCCUUGGCAUUAGGCAGUCUGCCAUGCUUAAGGACUUGUGGUUUUUAAGCUUGUCUGCAGACUGUAAUGCAUUUCCUUAGAUAGAAUCCUCUGCCUGUCUCUCUCACCAUCUAGGCAGAGUUGUCUGAACACGUAUGAAGUGAAUGGCUGAGAAGCAGCAGUGGUCUUUUCUUACUAUCCCAGAAACGUGAAUGACCAGUGGCAAGGAAGACCAAUAUUUGUUGUUCCAGUUCCUCCAAUCAGGGGAAAGUAAAGGAUCCUUACCUUUGCAAGGGAUCUUUUUUUUUUUUUCUGUAGAAGUCAGACUCCUCAGACACUGUAACCAACUGUGCUGCAGAGGAAGAGGCCAUUGUUGGUAUCUCUGCUCUUAAUGACUGCUGCUGCUCUGCAGAGUCUGCAGGAGAACGAACUUGAACAACUUUGUCAGAAUCCCUCUGCAUGCAGUAUUAGCCAAGAGACACAAACAGCACUAGCAGACCUUGCAGACAGGAACUUUGAAAUCAGCUGCCUUGCUAUGGCUGGGGUAGUGUCUGCCUCUUCUCAGCCUCCAAGAUGUCCUGACCCACGUUCAUUACCUGCAACUAGGUUCAAGCACAGCUGAGACUGGGUUUAUUCCAUGCACACUUCCCCCUCACCUCUCACAGGCUUCUUCUUCCCUUUCAUGAGUUAGGGAAAACACUCCAGGGAACCUGGCUGGCUCUGCUUUUAUGUCUGGUUCCUUACACAACGUGCUCCUGCAAGCUGCUGUGCUAUGGGCUGUAACCCAGAGGGCAGCUGUUGUGUGUGUUGUGGCCUGGUUCAUUAUCCUGCUGUAAUCCAUGCUGAGCUGUGCUUGGCAGAGGAAGGAAAGCUGAGAAGAAGUGCACGUGGCUUCCUUAAUCAGGUAAAAGAGGCAGGGUGCCCAAGAUGAGUUCUUUAUAGUAAGAGGUCUUAUUUUUAUACUUCCACUUUCAGCUUCCUGUGAUCAUACUGUUUUAAUGUUAAGGCUUCUUUAUAUGCUUUCACUCAGAAGGAGAUUCAUUCCUUUCAGGUUCGGAGGCUUUCAGGUAUGUCAUGAAAGAUGAAAAUAAAUGAAAAUUUGUACCCGCGUAAAUUUAUCGAUCAAGCUCUGACCUUUUUCAUUCCAUCCAAAAGUCGUUGUGGCUGUAUCCUACAUAUUUAAACAAUAGAGGUCUUGGACAAGAAUGUGGAUAGCAGCCAGGCAGAAGCAUUAAGUUCUCCUGACUCUUAGGACCAUCUCCAACAGACUGAAAUAAUGGGAAGGAAACAGACAUGUUAUCUUGGCUAUAUUACUAAAAGUGAGCCUAAUCCAGGGAAUGUGAAUUUUCUAGAAAUGCUGGCAUGGAGCCCUAUAUCAGUGUCCUUUCAGAGGUGAAUAAAAGAUGCGUAUGUUCUGCUGAUGCUGUGCCCUAAAAGGGCUUCACUUGCUGCAGGUUCAAAAAAGGAACUAAAGCAGAAGCUUCCUACUGAUAAACACGAAAGGAAUGAAUGGUGCUCUGCUUAAGUUCUCACAGAGGCCUUGUACCUUUGAGCUCAGAAGGAGGUGGUGACUGCCUGGAACUUUGGCAAAGAAACAUUUCUACAACUUUUAAGCCUUGAGAUCAUUGAUUAUAUGUCUACACUGCUGCCUAGUUGUGCUUCUAUAUAACUAGAUGCAGAAUGCUUCCAUCUCCUCCUGUGAUAUUUAGCUUGUAAGAUGGGAAGGAAAUAAACAUAAUUCUGAUUCCUUUUGAA
Molecule: messenger RNA, 3126 nt
Organism: Centrocercus urophasianus (Greater sage-grouse)
Lineage: Eukaryota; Metazoa; Chordata; Aves; Galliformes; Phasianidae
Gene: PLEKHB2
Product: pleckstrin homology domain containing B2
Exons: 7
Coding region: 293-949 (218 amino acids)
Biological process (GO): regulation of cell differentiation
Cellular component (GO): membrane
Source: RefSeq, a predicted model, not a curated record